GUGCCCGCGGGGUUUGUAGCUGCUCCCCAGGAGCCGCCGGGACUUGUAGCCAGGGCCGGGCUCAUCCCGCGGGGCUGGCCGUGGGGUCCGCGGAGCUCCGCAGGGCGCAGCGGGGGUCCCGGUGCCCACGGCCGGAGGCGGCUCCGCUGCUGGGCCGAGGGCAGCGCCCGCCGCCCCAGGAGGACCGACCACCGACCCCCCCGGGCUGGGCCGCGCCGGGUGCGGGACUACGCGCCCCGAGCGCCCCUGCGCGGCGGCGGGGCGGGGCGGGGCGGGCGCGGCCCUACAAAGGCGGCGGCGGCGGCGGGCGGCCGCUACUCACCGGCACCGGCGGGAGGGCGCGGCGCCGCCCGCGCUCCCGGGACAAAGCGCGGCCAUGAGCCGGCUGUAGGCCCCCGGGACACAGCCGCCGCUCCGCUCCCUUCGGCGGCUCGGAGCGGGGGAGCGUUUUCUUCUCGUCGCCCGCGGGUCCGCCGCCCUCCUGCGCGGCGCGGGGUGGAUGCCGGCACCAUGCACACCGUGCAGAAGGACACCACCUUCACCAAGAUCUUCGUCGGGGGGCUGCCCUACCACACCACCGACUCCUCCCUCAGGAAGUACUUCGAGGUCUUCGGGGACAUCGAGGAGGCGGUGGUGAUCACCGACCGGCAGACCGGCAAAUCCCGGGGAUACGGCUUUGUGACCAUGGCAGACAGAGCUGCAGCUGAAAGAGCAUGCAAAGACCCAAACCCCAUCAUCGAUGGCAGGAAAGCAAACGUGAACCUGGCAUAUUUGGGAGCGAAACCAAGGAGUAUUCAAACUGGUUUUACCAUAGGUGUGCAGCAGCUACAUCCAGCCUUCAUUCAGAGACCCUUUGGGUUCAUGCUGUCUCCUGCAAUUUCCCUGUCACCAGCUCUGAGCAUGUCAGCUCUCCUGUGUCAGAGCUCUCCUCCAAACAAAGCGGCCGAGGUUGGGAAAGCUGUGCCGGGGCAGGAUCCCAUCUCCGAAGUGGGAUCCUGGCUUGUUGGAAGGUGUGGAGAGAGGUCUUGGAUGCUCUGGAACAACAAAGGCACAGCUGGCAGCAGACGCCACUGGAAGUCUUAAAACGGAAUUUGUUUCUUGGCUGAGAAAUUGUUUUAUCAGUGUAGGUUUUCUUUUAUCAAAAAUAGAUAUUUCAUUGCUUCUUCCAUAGCUAAAGCAUUCUACUCCAAAAUACUUCAACUAUCCAAGAAAGAGUUUUUAAUAAAUCAGAUAUGUGGAUGGUUUUAAUGAAAACUCAGCAGAAGGGAUCAUGUGUAGAGAAAGAAAGUCUGUUAAAGAGGGAACCAGUUGAAAGUAGUUAAUUUAAUAUAUAUUGUGCCAAAGCUUGUCAGGUACUUGAGAAGACUUUAGAGAUGUUUCUGGAACCUUUGGUUUUCUCUGAAUUGUAGAAGAAAGUUGGAAAGCUCAAUCAAAGGCAGAAUGCCUGGGGCUGCCUGGGUUGGUUUGCAGAGCCUCUGUUUUCCCUCCUGUGAACAGGAUGAAUCCAGCGUCCUGCUGGGCUUCUCACACUGAUGCUGAAGGACUUGGAAUUAUUUUCUGGUUCUUCUGUCAGUUCGUAUCUGGUUUGGCUGUGCUGAUAACUGGAAAGCAGAAGGAUUUUUCCCCUCUCUGGGUAGCUGACUAGUUGCGGAUAAACUUCUAUGUGGCUUUUUCCUUGGUGCCAGAUGGCUCUCAUUUCAGGCAGAUGUUAUCUCCUGCUACCUGAGUGUUGUUCAGCCUGCUUCUCCAAAACUAUUUUUGGUCUUGCUCAACAUGCCUUUGUUUGGGAUUUUUUAUUUCUUUUUCCUUUGGGUGUGGGGAAAGCAAGAUGCAGAGAAUAAAGUUGUGAGUUGUUGAGCCUGGCGAACUCCUGGUGGAGCUCAGCAUGUUGAUCUCAGAUUUCUGGUCAAGCUGAGGAAAAUCAUUAGAUCUUUGUGAGAAGAUCUUUUGUCUGCAACAUAUUUUUUAAAUUUCUUUUAGUUUUUUCCCCCACACCUCUGCACCAGCAAUGGGGGAAGAUAUAGAUGGCAUUUCUUUUUACUUGUAUCUAUGGGAUUCACCACUUUCUGCUAUGGCCUUUAGUUUGUUGCAUCAUGAAAUCAAGAUGAACUAACACUGUAAAAUGAGGACAUUGCUGGGCUGUGGUAGGUUCUCAGCUACUGCUGUGCCUCCUGUUCCUUAAAUUUUCUCUCUCCUACCAAAAUGAAAGUAGAUUGAAAUCACAAAUUGAUCUCAUAUUCUACGUUGGCAUUUGUAUUUCUCAAACAAUGGUUUUGAUAGGCUCAGCAACCAGCAGAGAUUAUCACUGAAUUCUGUAAUGUACUCGCUUUUUUCUCGGGUACCAAUUCCAGGCUGGCACAGUCUGUUGCAGCAGGUUGUUCCUUGGUGAUUGCCACCAAUGUGGUGAUGUCUGGUCCCAACAGGGGUGCAGGAAACACAGUCAUGUACCUGUUUGCACAGGCUGCUCUGUAGAUCUGGCCAGAGGGCCAAGACAAGUUAGUUACAAAAUGAGCAGAAAUUGGGUUGACUGGUUUGCUAUUUUGUGUUUGUGUCAGUGGGGAUAAAUACCAGAUCAUGGAGCUGCAGAGUUCAUCCUUAUUUUACUUCAAGCUGGCUGGUGAGGCAGAAGCUAUUGACAUUUCAAUGCACACUUAAAUCAGCUUUAGCAGGGAUGUUUCAGGACUGAGCGGUUUGUCAUGUCAGUGAUUGAAGCCCAGCCCAUGUCAGUAACUGCUAGUGGAUGGUGGAGUGGUCAGGGCACAGUGGAUGUCCUGAGCUGCACCAAAUUGUUGGUGAUCUCCUCUGGGAGCAAAAAUCCUUGUCCUCAAUGAACCCACUUAAAACACAUCUCCAAAUCUGUCACCUGAGGUGUUAUUUCACCAGCGGUGGCUUUUGUGUUGUUGUGGCUAUACCCACCUCGUUCUGCAGUACCUCCUACCAACUGAAGCCCAGCGCCGCGGGCCAUCACGUGUUGUGGCAGCGUGGGUGUCUCUGUAGCAGCUAAUGGGUCAACUCUUGUGGAAGUGGAGGCCAAAUUCCUGGGGUCAAAUGCCAGAAUUUGUGCCUUUGCUGGCAGACACAAAGGGCUCUGUUUCUUUUAUUCUCCAAGGAAUAAAAGGCUGGUCGUGGCAGUGGCAUUUGUGUGCUGAUCUCUGCAAGGCUGCCAAGAGCCCUGUGCCCCUCCUUGUUUCCCAAGUGUUUGUGUGAUGCCGUGUCCCUCUUGACAGAGGGUUGCAGUUGUCUCCCACCUCUCCAGAAGCAGCAAAAGCAGCUACCGGCAUGGCUGGCAGAGCUCAAGGAGGUUGGGAGCUGCUGCCCUUCUGCUCUCCUGGACCUGUUCAGCUUGAAGGAACUGCUCAUGUGUAGGAAGUCCUGUAGGGUGGGGGAGAGCUGAGAAAGUGCAGCUAAAACACAUUACAGGUGUAAACCUGACCUAAAAUAAUCAAAUAUUUAAAAUGCCUCUGAGAUGAGCUCUGCAGAUAGAGCCACUGAUGAAGGAAAGGGCCCCCUCAGCCCACUCGUCUCCCUUGCUGUUUGGGAAGGGGUACGGGACACAUGGACAUCUGACUGUCCCUUCUUCCCAGCUGCCCACAACCCUGCUGAUGUGGUGGGGAGAAACAGGUGAUGGCAGGUUUUAAAAAGUCUGCUUUUUCAGCAGGCAACACCUCCUGGCGAUCACGAGCAUCACCUGAUGCAUUUGAACAUCUCCACCCAGGACUGCACGGAAAAGGAGCUGCUUUUGUUCUGUCCUUCAUGUUUUACACAGCAAAAGCAGAAGCGGAGCCUGCGUCUCCUCUGCUGGUGGCUCUGUAACCAUCUCUUUUGUUCUGUGUCUUUCCAUUUUGGCUGCC
Molecule: messenger RNA, 3851 nt
Organism: Columba livia (rock pigeon)
Lineage: Eukaryota; Metazoa; Chordata; Aves; Columbiformes; Columbidae
Gene: RBM38
Product: RNA binding motif protein 38
Exons: 4
Coding region: 511-1083 (190 amino acids)
Biological process (GO): regulation of RNA splicing
Cellular component (GO): nucleus; cytosol
Molecular function (GO): mRNA 3'-UTR binding
Source: RefSeq, a predicted model, not a curated record